AUGUCGUAUGACCCGAACGAUUUUUUGACUCGUGACACCCCUAUAAAAACCAUUAUUAAAACAGCCAAUGGGGAAGGGAUUAAAGAUGUUCGGACAGGGAAAGUCAUUGGGCGUGGUAUUGAAAAAGGAGGAUUAUACUACUUGGAAGGGGAGACUCAAAAAGGCAAAGCUGUUCUUGCUCGCGGGUCAGAGGAAAGACAACUGUGGACAUGGCAUCGACGUUUGGGGCAUCCAUCAAUAGGGUAUUUAGAAAAACUUUUUCCACAAUUUAUAGGACUAAAAACUGAUUUCAAGUGUGAAACUUGUAUUCGUGCAAAGAGUCAUAAACACUCAUACUCUACUAGUUUGAAUAGAGCUGAUUUACCUUUUAUGCUGAUUCAUUCCGAUGUGUGGGGUCCUGCACCCGUCAUAGUCACUACAAAUUCUGACCAAAAACAGAAUUCAAUGUAG
Molecule: messenger RNA, 450 nt
Organism: Amaranthus tricolor (Joseph's coat)
Lineage: Eukaryota; Viridiplantae; Streptophyta; Magnoliopsida; Caryophyllales; Amaranthaceae
Exons: 2
Coding region: 1-450 (149 amino acids)
Source: RefSeq, a predicted model, not a curated record